UCGCAUGAAACCUCGACUCUGCUGAUGCCUUCGCCCCGAUCAAUCCUGAAGCAAGCGCCGCGUAUUGCUGCAAUGUAUACAAGUUUAAAAUCGGCCGGAUACCCAAUAAACGUUCCUCAAUCGCGUGGCACCUCCUACGCGCCAUGGCGUCUUUCAUCACGCCACAGUAAGGGUGGUGGUCCACGUCACGAGUUUCCACCUCAAAAUUGGGAACCGUCGUAGUUCGAAAAGUACUUGGUGGAUUCUGUUCACACACAGUGACAGUCUGGCGCCAGAGGUUUCGGGUUCGACUCCCUCUGCGAGAACAGAUGAUACACAAAGUGUUAUGCUGUUCCUAUUCGUAUUGAAGCAUUCGUUACUUCUCAAUGGCCGCAAGAUAGCUCCGGGCUAAGUUGGUUGCGCUAUAUAACUUGAUGGGUCGAAAACAGCUUGCUUACUUGAGAUAGCGAAUAAGAUGGAGCCAGUGGCCAUCGCAUUUAUUGUAAUUCUUGGAGUGGAAGGCGCUGUGGUCGCAGGUUUGGUGACUUAUUUAUUACUGAGGCCACGACAAAGAAAAGGCGAUAACUUAAAACCAGAGAAAGAGGUCGCAACAAGAUAUGGCGAAGUAAACGGUGACUCAAACGGUUACGUGGUCGUCGAAGUAGAGCCAGAGAAACCGAGGCCACCAUCUGAAGCGGAGUCUUCGUUACCAGAACCGACCAAAAAACCCGUUGUUGAAGAUGAUGUUUCAAUUGAUAUGGAACCAGAAGUUGAAGCUGCUCCUCUCGUUAAGAAGGAACCUCCAUUUGAAAGUGAUAAUGCCUCAACUGCUACUGAGCCUGAAAGAGAAGCAAAGGAAGAAAGGGUGAUUCCAAUAGAUGCGGAUCAUCUAAACAAAUCUCCUGAACGUAAAAGUAAUCUGGAGGAUACUGACCUGGAAGAUAAAGAAAAACCGUCUUCGUCGUCCUCGUCUUCUGAGGACACAGAUAGAGGAGACAAGGAUCAACUUCCUAUAAAAGAGGAACCAGUUGAAGAGGAUGUACAUUCUGCUCCGGUAGAGAAAGAGUCUCCUGCUCCUGAAUCUUCUUCUUCAUCUUCGGAGGAAGAAGAUGCGAAAGAGGAAAGCCCAAUAAAACCGAUCCUUGCAGUUGAGGAACGGGAUCAGAAAGCUCCCGGUGAUAAACCAACCUCAUCUUCAUCGUCUUCUUCAGAAGAUGGUGAUGAUAAAACUUCUCCAAAGAUCCAGUCCUCAACAUCAUCAUCAGAAGCAGAGGUUGUGGUUGCUCCUAAAGUUCUUCCUCGCACCAUCAUCAAACCUCCUUCCUCCUCAUCUAGCUCCUCAGAGUCCGAGAAAGAAAAAGUUCCACCAAAGAUGAAGAAACCAAGAAAGUCAAAGAUUCAGAAAUCUUCUAAAGAUGCUGCUCCGUCUUCUGAUGAGGGAAAACAAGUUGUAGCAAAGAAGAAACCAAGUUCAUCUACGUCUUCCACCUCGUCUUCCGAAGGAAAAGAAGUUAACAGGAAGACUAAACGUAAAGUUCGAUCCAAGCAUAUACAGAACAUGGAGGUUACUGAAAUCGUUACAGAAGAAAAUGUAAUUGUUCGAAGAAACAGAAAAAUUACAAAAGUUCGUGACGAAGAUACUUCGUCAUCUUCUUCAGAGAGUCCGGUUCGUUCACAAAAGAAGAGAAUAAAGAAGAAGGAUUAUUCCUCCUCGUCAGAAUCCGAGAGCUCUUCUGACGAAAAGAAGAAGGUUGCUGUUAAAGAGAAGAGAAGCAAAAAGAGAAAGAAGAGAAAGGAAAUAUCAUCUUCGAGUUCCUUUUCAUCCAGCGAUGAAAGAACAAAGAAACAGGAAUUAUACUCAACAGAGUACUAUUAUGACGUAACAAAGAAAGACAAAGAAAUAACAACUACCAUUAUUGAAAAAUCGACGUCUACACAUCAUGACGUCAUUAAGCACCACGUGUUCAAAGAAGUUGUCACUAAAGAUGCAGCAACUUCCAAGACAUCCAGCAGCUCAUCUGAGGACGAAUCGUCUCGUGAGAUCCAGAAGACUCUGCUUCAAGUUCCUCUUGUUGAGAGGAGGAAACCCCAAAUGGUGUCGGUUGGAGUAUCAGCUGAGCAUUACAGAUCUGAGGGAUACAUAACACCAGUCCGUAGAUCCCCGAUGAUGGUGUCUGAGUUUACACAGACGAGGUUGGAGGAAUCGUCAUCGUCGUCAUCGUCUGAAGAAGACGAGAAAGUUACACAAGAACAAGUGAUAGAGACCAAGUCCAGCAGCAUCCAGGUUGAACUAAACAGGAAGAAGAAGAAACAAGAGGUCGUGUCGUCAUCUGAUGAAAGGAAAUAUAGGGAGGUUGAAACAAGGACAGUCAGCACACAAGUUGAUAUUCAGUUGCCAAGUUCUUCGUCAUCGUCUUCAAGUGAGGAUGAAAAAGUAACAGAGCUGCAGGCGGUUGAAAUGAAAUCAUCGAAUAUUCAAGUUGACUUGAUGUCAAGAUACGUUUCGUCAUCGUCUUACACAUCUACGAAGACUGUAGAACUUCAGAAAAUAGAAACAAGAUCAACUAAAAUACAAGUUGAUUUAACAAAUAAAGAGUUUCAAUCGUCAUAUUAUUCUUCGGACGAAGACACCAAACAAAUUCGCACUCAAACGAGAGAAAUGAAAUCAGCCGCCGUACAAGUUGAUUUACCAAAGAAAGAAAUUGAAUCGUCAUCUUCUUCGGACGAAGACGCCAAACAAAUUAGCACUCAAACGAGGGAAAUGAAAUCAGCCGUCGUACAAGUUGAUUUACCAAAGAAAGAAAUUGAAUCGUCAUCUUCUUCGGACGAAGACGCCGAACAAAUAAGUACACAAGCGAGUGAAAUGAAAUCCGCCACCUUACAAGUGGAUUUAAAGCAAAGAGAGCUAGCUGACGUAGCCGAGGAAAACGAAGACUCAACCACUACUAUUACAACGGAGGAGAUAAUCGUAACAACAACUACUAAAGAGCGAAGAAGAAAAUCUCGGCAAGAUAUUCAUUUCUUUUCCGGGUGGAAACGUAGGGUUACGCUGGAUGAUUUAUUCAAAGCUGGGGUGGUGACGGAGUCCACCAUAUCUAAGAUUGAAACAGGUGAACUCGAGCAAGCAGAUGUUGAAAAAUCUCUCAAGUUGUAUUUGGUUGGUGAAGAACCAAUUGCCGGCCUUCUAAUGUCGGAUUCUGGACGUAAGGUUUCAAUUUACGAUGCGUGGAAACAGGGUCUUAUUAGAAGAGGUACCUCAAUCAGCUUACUAGAGGCCCAAGCCGCCACAGGACGAAUUAUUGACGUGAAAACAGGCGACAAACUGUCGGUGAAUGAAGCGUCGGAGAGAGGAGUGAUUGACAGCCAAUUUAAGACCAUUUUGGAAAGAGCUGAACGAGCUGUGUAUGGAUACACCUCCAGGACAACGACUAAAACGUUUUCUUUGUUCGAAGCCAUGAAACGUGGGCUAGUGGUUGAAAAUCAUGGCAUACGACUUCUUGAAGCUCAGAUCGCUACUGGAGGUAUUGUGGAUCCGAAUGCCAACCAUCGGCUGCCGGUAGAGGUCGCCUAUGAGCGCGGUUUAUUCGAUGAAAGAUUAAACGAUAUUUUGCAAGACCCAUCCGAUGAUACCCGAGGAUUCUUCGAUCCGAACACCGAAGAAAACCUGACGUACCUUGAACUUAUGGAGCGAUGCGUGAUUGACAAAGACACGGACCUUCGAUUGCUUCCAUUCAGAGUAAAGAGUAAGAAAGCUUCCAGCAAAGCGUCAAAGGUUGUGUUUGAAUCAGCUACCCGCCGUCAAGUGUUGCUACAGCAUAUCGUCGAUGCUGAAUUGGUGGAUUCAAAGACAGCGAAGAAAUAUGACGAAGGGGAAAUGACGUCAGAGGAGGUCAGCCAGAUGGUGGCGCAAUUAAAAGUUUUUGUUGAUGGGACUUCACCAAUUGCUGGGAUAAUUAAUUCAACGACAGGUGAAAAGAUGAGCAUACAAGAAGCCAGUAGAGCCGGACUGAUUCGUAAAGGAACAGCUUUCGAAUUAUUAGAAGCUCAAGCCGCUUGUGGGAAGAUUAUCGAUGUGCAGUCAGGCAAGACCGUUACCAUAGAAACCGCUGUGAGAUCGGGACUUAUUGACAAUGAAUUUGAUGACGUAGUGUCACGUGCCAAUCGAGCUGUUGUUGGAUACCGAGAACCAUUCAAGCGUGAAGUGCUUUCUCUAUGUGAGGCUAUGGGGCGUCACCUCGUGGUCGACCGACACGCGAUCAGGUUGCUGGAGGCGCAGAUCGCAACUGGAGGAAUCUUUGAUAUCAACAGUCCUGUACGAAUAAGUGUGAGCGUAGCAGCUAAGAGGGGGUUGCUGGAUUCAGUGUUAGCAAGGAAGUUGGAGAAACGAGAAACCACGAGUUACUUUGAUCCAGUUACUGGGGAGAAUCUGAAUUACUCAGAACUUAUGGGAAGAUGCGUUUUGGACAAAGACACGGGGUUGCUUUUCCUGAUGGUUGAAGGAGGAACUGUCACUCAAAAUGUUCGUCCGUUUGAACCGGAGCCGGAGUCGAAGAAAAUUCGAGAAAAAGCUGAACCUAAAAUUACGACAGAGGUUGUUGUUGGAAAGCAGAAGAAACGGAAAUCCACCUCAAGAAGAUCAAGUAGCCGUGCAGCUUCCCCGCCGCCAGCAGCGAUCCCUAGCAGCCCUCCUGCGAUCCUAAGCCGUCGUGUUGUCAUUGUUGACCCGCAAACACAAAACGAACUCACAGUUCAAGAAGCUCUGGAACACAAACUAAUUGACGAAGAAACUGCCAACCAGUUGAUGGCGCAAGAGGGCGACUUUCUAGAAGACGGGGACAAAUAAAUGACAUGAGUUUUUGUAGGUGAAUGCGAGUAAUAUGGUACAGUGCGGUAAGAAGGGACACCUUUAAUUAGCACACAAUAUCCAAAUAUCCUGAUUGCAUUUUUGUUUACUAUCAAAUGGGACGAGAAAACAAAAUGAAAAGGUGUCCCAUCUCCUCCCACCCCACUAUAUUCACCAAACUGCACCUUAUGUUUUAAAAACACGAUUUUCGUUUUAUUUCGUUUUCAUUUCACAAUGGAUUGCACCGUUUUAAUGUUCUUUUGUAGGCAUAAUAUUUCAAACAAACUUUUCUAAAUACAGGCAAAAAAUAAUUACAUUUUUUGGUAUAAGUUGAUAAAACAUUUUUAUUCACAUCGCAUCAAUUUGUGUUGCACUAUUUUACAUUCUUUUGUUCGAAUGUUAUUUUGCUUAAACUGAUCUUAAAAGUUGUGUUAGCUAAGUUCUUUUAAACAUACAUUUGUUGAUAUCACCGCCAGCUUAUUAUUUUGCAUGCUCGAUUUAUAUACAUUAUAUUGCGCCCGCGAGACGUCGCUAAAGAGCCACGUCCGCGUUUAUUUUGCCAUACCGCGAUUAAUAUCCAAGUAGAUGCCGUUUACAAGUCAACUGCGCAAUUUUACCGCAAGUCAAUACAAGUAGUAUGCAUGCUGCAA
Ciona intestinalis (vase tunicate) is the source of this 5472-nucleotide messenger RNA. The record is from RefSeq and is a predicted model, not a curated record. Lineage: Eukaryota; Metazoa; Chordata; Ascidiacea; Phlebobranchia; Cionidae.